Sinocyclocheilus rhinocerous is the source of this 1265-nucleotide messenger RNA. Its product is annotated as lysosome-associated membrane glycoprotein 1-like. Gene Ontology annotation, cellular component: plasma membrane; late endosome membrane; lysosomal membrane. NCBI's taxonomy places the organism in Eukaryota, Metazoa, Chordata, Actinopteri, Cypriniformes, Cyprinidae. The transcript is spliced from 9 exons. The record is from RefSeq and is a predicted model, not a curated record. Bases 120 to 1250 code for a protein of 376 amino acids. Gene Ontology annotation, biological process: establishment of protein localization to organelle.
UUCUGCCUCAUGACUCGCAGUGAAUCUGCUGCCAGACACCGAACAAGCACCGUCACCCGGUUUAUAACCGACAGACGCGCAUUUAAACAGCACAGACGCGUUUUCUGACGGACUGAGGCAUGACGGUCAAACGGAGCUCCGCUGCAGGUGUCUGCUGGACCCUACUGAUGGGGUGUGUGUUUGCAGCUCACGCUGUGACGUUUGAGGUGAUGGAUGGAAACUCCACCUGCAUUAAAGCAGAUCUCAACGCCAGCUUCAGCAUCACCUACAACACCACCAAUGGUAAGAGCGCGGCGAGGUUUGCGCUGCCGUCCACCGCAGCAGAGGGCAAUGGCAGUUCCUGCGGAGGCGCUGGCGUUCCUCCAGAGCUGCUGGUGUCGUUCGGUGCGGGUCACGCUCUGACUCUCCUGUUCUCCCGCGACGGACGGCUCUACCGUGUGGCCAACAUCAGCCUGCAGUACAACCUCAGUGACACCAGCACCUUCCCACAGUCCUCCAGCACAGGGCUCAUGACGGUGAUGACGAACGCGACAGAGAUCUCUGCGAGGUUAAACAGCACCUACAGGUGUGUGAGCUCCAGCACUGUCAGUCUGAGCGCCGAGGUCAACCUCACCUUCUCUGAUGUGCGCAUGGAGGCUUACAUGAGCGGAGCUAACCUCAGCACAGACGAGAGCGUUUGCAGUGCUGAUCAGACGGUUACAACCGCUGCCCCGACUCAGUCGCCCAGAACCACCGCUGCCCCGUCUCCAGUCCCGCCGCCCGCUCCGGAGCGAGGAAACUACACCCUCACCAACCGCAACGGCACCGCCUGUCUGCUGGCACUCAUGGGGCUGCAGCUCAACAUCACGCACCGCUCCAAAUCCCUGAACCAGAUGGUCAGCGAGGUCGUGAACCUGCAGCCAAACAGAACUACAGCCUCGGGGUCGUGUGGGUUCACGGUCGCCACACUGGUGCUGACGGAGGAUCUCACCAACCUCACCUUCACCUUCACACUGAACUCCACUACACAGAAGUAUUACCUGAGCGCUGUGAACGUCUCUGCCUUCUGGCCUGACAUGACAGAACGGUUCGUGGAGGGAAACGGCUCUCUGAACUUCCUGCAGUGCAGCGUGGGCCGCUCGUACAUGUGCAGCGCGGAGCAGACGCUCUCGAUUGUGCCCAGCUUCUCCAUAAACACCUUCAGACUGCAGCUGCAGCCCUUCAACGUCACCGCCAGCCGCUUCUCUGCAGGUACUGACCGCCGCUCGUGAUCGGAUGCAGUCCAA